ACAUCAGGAGAGGCACGAGCUGGCCCGCUGGCCUGCGCUCGCGAGUCAUCAGUGUCGGACACGCAGUGGGAGCGAGCAGGUCCCGAUGCACAAGUCACGGCAACCCUGGGCGGAGAUGAAGGCGGACUCCGACCGGCUCUGAUUUUUAAAAUCCCUUUUCAUUCAGGAGGUCGGUUGCCGAUGGCUAUCAAUAUGGCAGAUCCGUUAUCCCGAGAGCCCAACGCUGCAAAAAUGGCGUCACUGAACCGGGUCCGAGCUUUGGCGAUGAUUUUCCUGACUGUCACCGGCUGCUGCGUGGCCCCGACCAGCGGCAAGGAAGGGUCCGAGGAGACGGUCAUCAUCGGGCUGCGGCUGGAGGACACGGACGACAUUUCCUUCAUGGACAGGGGCUACCUGCGCGUGAGCGAGCGCUCGCGGGUGAAGCUGAGGAGCCGGGAGGACCCGUCCGGCGCGCAUCCCUGCGGGAUCCGGACCUCGGACAUCAUCAUACUGCCCAACAUUGUCCUGAACCGCAAGACGUCCGGCAUCGUGGAGAUCGAGGUGAAGCCCCUGCGCAAGACGGAGAGGAGCAAAGCCUACUUCCUGUGCACGGCCGCGGCCGCGCCGCCCGCCGCCGCCCCCGGGGGCGCGCACGACCCCUGGACCGAGCACACCUGGAUCUACCACGACGGGGACGACACGCGCGUGGUGGUGGUGGAGGAGAAGAAGUUCCUGCUGCCCUUCUGGCUGCAGGUGAUCUUCAUCUCCAUGCUGCUGUGCCUGUCGGGCAUGUUCAGCGGCCUGAACCUGGGCCUCAUGGCGCUGGACCCCAUGGAGCUGCAGAUCGUCCAGAACUGCGGCACGGAGCGCGAGAAGAACUACGCCAAGAAGAUCGAGCCCGUGCGCAGCCAGGGCAACUACCUGCUCUGCUCGCUGCUGCUGGGCAACGUGCUGGUCAACACCACGCUCACCAUCCUGCUGGACGACAUCGCCGGCUCGGGCCUCAUCGCCGUGGUGAUGUCCACCAUCGGGAUCGUGAUCUUCGGCGAGAUCGUGCCGCAGGCCAUCUGCUCGCGGCACGGCCUGGCCGUGGGCGCCAACACCAUCUUCCUCACCAAGUUCUUCAUGCUGCUCACCUUCCCGGCCUCCUACCCGGUCAGCAAGCUGCUGGACUACCUGCUGGGCCAGGAGAUCGGGACCGUGUACAACCGGGAGAAGCUGCUGGAGAUGCUGCGCGUGACGGACCCCUACAACGACCUGGUCAAGGAGGAGCUGAACAUCAUCCAGGGCGCGCUGGAGCUGAGGACCAAGACGGUGGAGGACGUGAUGACCCCGCUGCGCGACUGCUUCAUGAUCCCGGCCGACGCCACGCUGGACUUCAACACCAUGUCGGAGAUCAUGAAGAGCGGCUACACGCGCAUCCCCGUGUUCGAGGGCGAGCGCUCCAACAUCGUGGACCUGCUCUUC
Molecule: messenger RNA, 1446 nt
Organism: Menidia menidia (Atlantic silverside)
Lineage: Eukaryota; Metazoa; Chordata; Actinopteri; Atheriniformes; Atherinopsidae
Source: the annotation of a GenBank genome assembly